CUCGUCUUUUGUGGCGUUUCAAGAUCCAGUUCACACUCGCCAGCAAUGGCGUUUUAAGUAACCAGUGUCUCAAGUCAGAUUUCCGUACCAGCUAUCAGUCAACAGUCCUCAACAGUCUCAAUCGGAUCAACCAUGUCUCUUCCAAAUGGUUAUCACAGUUUUCCAAUGUCAUACCCAACCCCAAGUCUUUCUUAUCACAUAAUUAAUGCAAUGAAUCACCUGUCAGCCUUUACCUGCAACCUACACCUCCUCAUGUCAGUAUCUGAACCACUGCUGCGGAAUCAUGUCUCUGCGUCGUGUUGGCCUCUUACACCUAAUGCUUCUCGACGAAAGCCAACAAAACGAUCAGCAAAGUGGCGUUCUCAGCGCUUGAAGAAUACAGUCGGAAGCUUUGAUUCUGCCCUUCGACCAUCUGCUGCAUCGUUCUUGCCGAGUUGUACUCCUCCAAGCAUACCUCAUGACACUCGUCCCAAUCCUGCGAUAACACCACCAUCACCAGUCUUUUCCACGCGUCCUCAGUCAGCAAUGCAAUCACUAACUCCACCUGCAUCACCCCAAUCUCUCGAUGUUUGCUCUCAAUCGGCACCCCCGUCACCGAUACUGACUGGUCGCGGUCGGCCUACGGUCAUUACGAGCUCCUUUAUACAGGCCCUUGACCUUGCUGACUAUGCAGCAUAUUCUUUUGAUCAGUCUCAAUCUGUGAAAGGGUCAUAACCCUUCGAACC
Melampsora larici-populina 98AG31 is the source of this 725-nucleotide messenger RNA. RefSeq lists its product as uncharacterized. Bases 133 to 714 code for a protein of 193 amino acids. The transcript has a single exon. The record is from RefSeq and is a predicted model, not a curated record. Lineage: Eukaryota; Fungi; Basidiomycota; Pucciniomycetes; Pucciniales; Melampsoraceae.